GCGGACAUCUACGACAAAGUGUCCGGCGAGAUACAGAAGCAGGGCUAUGACUGUGAGUGCCUGGGCGGCGGGCGCAUCUCCCACCAGAGCCAGGACAAGAAGAUCCACGUGUACGGAUACUCCAUGGGCUACGGCCGUGCCCAGCACUCCGUCUCGACUGAGAAGAUCAAAGCCAAGUACCCUGACUAUGAGGUCACCUGGGCCGAUGAUGGCUACUGAGGACCCCCCGCCUGAGGCCUGCCUCCUCCAGCAGCCAAGUCGGAACUCUGCCCUUGCCAGGUCCUCCCCGAGGGGCUGGCCUUGCCCUUUUCUUCUGCACCCUCUGGUGAUGUGCCACCCUGCCAGGCCUCUGAGACCGACCAGCCUGGCCCAUGGGAAUUAAAAACAUUGCUGUGCCUGCUAGUCUUCAGACUCUGUGUCUUGGCUUCCCUGUCCUGGGUCCCCACCUGGGCAGGGCUGUCCUACGCCCUGACUGAAGCAGCAUGCUGGGUCCUCCAGGUGGCCACUCCUGGCAGGUGCUGUUGUGACCAUGUCUACAGACCAAGAAACUAGGGCUCAGGUGAGACAAGCUCCUGAGGGCAAGUGGCAGCUCACAAGCAGAGCCUGGCUCCAAACGCCACACUCCUUGCAGCCUCAAAGUGCCCAACCCCAACUCUAGGUCUGUUCCGUGAAGACUGGAAAUUUCUGGGUUCACAGGGACCCUGUGCCUGGCACCACUCAGCACCUGGCUGCCCAGGACAGGUGUAGGAGGGCGGAUACAUGAAGGGACAAUAUCCCCAGCCUGUGUGACAGCCAGGGCAGGCUCGCGGCCCCACCGGACUGCUGCUUGCCUCCGCUGGGAUGAGUCGUGUCUCUGCCUCCUUGGCCAGCACCGGGCUGGGGCCAGAGGCACAGUGAGAGACGCCUUGGCGGCCCUGCACCCCCCUACACACCACUACACAGAGUCCCUCUCCUGGGGUGCCUGGGCCCCUCCUUGCUCCACUGGGAGCCUCCACCGGGCAGGGCAUGGCAGGUGGGCACGACGGCCAGGGUCUGACCUUUAGUCUGCAGGAGCCAGGCAGGUGGGAGGUGACCCUGGGCCGGGGGCCCCCUCCUGGGGCACGUUUACAGCCAGGCAUGCAGCACCAUCAGCACUGGGUGGGGCUGGCCGAGGGGCCACAGGUUCGGGAGGGGCUAAAACCCUCCAGUUAAAGCAGAGUCAGCCUGUGGGGCCACUGCAGGCUGAUAACUGGACAAAGUCCCCACAGGCUGCCAGCCUUGCAGCCCCUGGGCUCACUCCCUCAGGCCUGACCAUGAGUCUGCCCGGCCACCUCCUGCCCAGCCUGGUCCUGCUUGUGGGUGAGUUGUCUGGCCCCGCUGCUGUGGCAGGAUGGGGCUCUGGGUCCUGAGCCUGUUGUCUGGGUGGUGUUGAGAGAUACUGGGGCUGAUGCCUAAGCCCCCCAGGGAAGGAGGGGUGCAAGGUGCUGCCCUGACAUGGGUUAUAAGGGGACUCAGGAUGAGCCAUGUGGUCCUGGGGAUGGCCUACCUAGGGAGGGGUCAAGAAUUCUCUCCCAGGCCCAAGACAAGGGGACCAGCUCCCUGGGGCCUGUCUGCCACACUUGGACUGCGUGGAGUGGCAGAGGCCUGGGCCCCCCUUGGAUACGUCCGUCUGGGGCACUGUCCUGGCAGCCCCUCUGGCUCCUGUUCCCUUCCCCAGGGCUGCCCACAUCCUCCCGCCCGCAUCCUGACAUGCAGCCUCUGUGGGGUGGAACCUGGGGGUGCACCUGCUCUGUCCUGACACGGAGCCUGGAUGGCGGCUCUCUGUGGGUGCCAACACCCUCCGAGUCCCAUCUCCUGGGCCUGAUUCCCAAAGUAGGUGCCGAGUGUCCUGGGUUGGACAGGAAACUUCCAGGGCUAAAACUGGACAGUCCUGGGCCAAGGGGGAUGGCUGGUCACUUGCCUCCAGGCCACCUGGGUGUCGCUCUGCCAGCAGCAGGGUUCCCGGGCUGGGCCUGGGUCCCCAACCACUGCAGGAGCCCCGGCGAGGCCGUGUGCAACUUCGUGUGUGACUGCAGCGACUGCUCAGACGAGGCCCAGUGCGGUCACCAUGGGGCCUCGGCCGCUCUGGGCGCACCCUUCACCUGCGACUUUGAGCACGACCCCUGCGGCUGGCGGGACAUCAGCACCUCAGGCUACAGCUGGCUCCGAGACAGGGCAGGGGCCGCCUUGGAGGGUCCAGGGCCUCGCUCAGACCACACGCUGGGCACCGACCUGGGCUGGUAUUUGGCUGUCGGGACACACCAAGGGAAGGAGGCAGCCACCGCGGUCCUGCGUUCCCCCGUCCUGCACGAGGCUGCCCCCACCUGUGAGCUGAGGCUCUGGUACCACUUGGCCUCUGGAGAUGCGGCUGAGCUGCGGCUGCAGCUGACUCACGGCGCAGAGACACUGACACUGUGGCGGAGCUCGGGACCCUGGGGGCCCGGCUGGCAGGAGCUGGCAGUAACCACCGGCCGCAUAAGGGGCGACUUCCGAGUGACCUUCUCUGCCACCCGGAAUGCCACCCACAGGGGUGCUGUGGGCUUGGACGACCUGGAGUUCCGGGGCUGUGGGCUGCCCAGCCCCCAGGCCAGCUGCCCCCCGGGGCACCACCACUGCCAGAAUAAGGCCUGCGUAGAGCCCCACCAGCUGUGCGAUGGAGAAGACAAUUGCGGGGACCUGUCUGAUGAAGAUUCACCCACCUGCGGCCACCACAUGGCCACUGACUUUGAGACAGGCCUGGGCCCGUGGAACCACUCGGAGGGCUGGGCCCGGAACCACAGCGCUGGCAGCCCCGAGCACCCUGCUUGGCCGCGCCGAGACCACAGCUGGAACAGUGCAAAGGGCUACUUUCUGGUCUCCCUGGCUGAGCCCGGCACCCCCACUGUCCUCUCCAGCCCCAAGUUCCAGGCCUCCAGCCCCCACAACUGCUCGCUGGUCUUCUACCGCUACCUGCACGGGUCUGAGGCCAGCUGCCUGCAGCUGUUCCUGCAGACGCUGCAGCCCGGCGCCCCCCCAGCCCCUAUCCUGCUGCGGAGACACUGCAGGGAGCUGGGGGCUGCCUGGGUCCGAGACCGGGUUGACAUCCAGAGCGCCCACCCCUUCCAGAUCCUCCUAGCUGGGCAGACAGGCCCAGGAGGCGUCGUGGCCCUGGAUGACCUCAUCCUGUCUGACCGCUGCAAACCCGUCCUGGAGCCAGCCGGCCUGCAGAUGCUGCCUCCUGCACCCUGGGCCCCGGCCCCCGAGACCCCGCCAUCCAGCCUGGUGCCCCAGAAUUUCUGCGAUCCAGGGCAUCUCUCCUGUGGGGACCUGUGCGUGCCCCCGGAGCAGCUGUGCGACUUCCAGCAGCAAUGUGCGGGGGCUGAGGACGAGCAGGACUGCGGAACCACAGACUUCGAGUCCCCCACGGCUGGGGGCUGGGAAGAUGCCAGCAUGGGGCGGCUCCAGUGGCAGCUCUUGGCCCAGGAGGCUGCUGGAGGGCGCUUCCUGUCUCUGCAGAGGGCCUGGGGGCAGCUGAGGCCUGAGGCUCGGGUCCUCAGCCCCGCCCUGGGUCCCUCUGGUCCCAGCUGUGAACUGCACCUGGCCUACCACUUCCAGAGCCAGCCCCGAGGCUUCCUAGCGCUGGUCGUGGUGGACGGCAGCUCCCGGGAGCUUGUGUGGCAGGCCCCAGGCAGCAGCACCGGGGGCUGGAAGGUGGACAAGGCCCUCCUGGGGGCACGCCGCCGGCCAUUCCGGCUGGAGUUUGUGGGUCUGGUGGACUUGGAUGGCCCUGGCCAGCAGGGGGCUGGGGUGGACAACGUGACUUUGAGGAACUGCAGUCCCACGGAGACCACCGAGAGAGACGGAGAGGUCUCCUGCAACUUUGAGCGGGACACAUGCAGCUGGUACACGGGCCACCUCACAGACGCACACUGGCACCGGGUCCAGAGUCAUGGCCCUGGGUACGACCACACCACUGGCCAAGGCCACUUCAUGCUCCUGGACCCCACAGACCCCCCAGCUCGGGGCUAUGGCGCCCACUUGCUCUGUAGGCCCCAGGUGCCGGCAGCCCCUGUAGAAUGCCUCAGCUUCUGGUACCAACUCCACGGGCCCCAGAUCGGGACGCUGCGUCUGGCCAUGAGACGGGAAGGGGAGGACAUGCUCCUCUGGUCGAGGUCGGGCACCCACGGCAACCGCUGGCAGGAGGCCUGGGCCACCCUCCACCACCAGCCCAGCUCCCGCACCCGCUACCAGCUGCUGUUCGAGGGCCUCCGGGAUGGAUACCAUGGUUCCAUGGCCCUGGACGACGUGGCCGUGCGGCCUGGCCCCUGCUGGGCCCCCAAGCGCUGCUCCUUCGAGGACUCGGCCUGUGGCUUCUCCACUGGGGGCCAGGGCCUAUGGAAGCGCCAGACCAACGCCUCGGGCCACGCCGCCUGGGGCCCCCGGACAGACCACACCACGGAAACGGCUCAAGGACACUACAUGGUGGUGGACUUGAGCCCGGACGCACUGCCCCAGGGCCACGUGGCCUCGCUGACCUCGGAGGAGUACAGGCCCCUGGCCCAGCCUGCCUGCCUGACCUUCUGGUACCACCUGAGCCUGCGCAGCCCAGGCACCCUGCGGGUCCAUGUGGAGGAGGGCGGGCGGCACCCAGUGCUCAGCAUCAGUGCCCACGGAGGGGCUGCCUGGCGCCUGGGCAGCGUGGACGUGCAGGCCAGGCGGGCCUGGAGGGUGGUGUUUGAGGCUGUGGCCGCAGGUGUGGAGCCCUCUUACAUGGCCCUGGAUGACCUUUUCCUCCAGGACGGGCCCUGCCCCAAGCCAGGUUCCUGUGACUUUGAGUCUGGCCUGUGUGGCUGGAGCCACCUGGCCUGGCCCGGCCUAGGCGGGUACAGCUGGGACUGGAGCGGCGGUGCUACACCUUCCCGCUACCCCCACCCCGCCGUGGACCACAGCCUGGGCACGGAGGCAGGCCACUUUGCCUUCUUUGAAACCGGUGUGCUGGGCCCGGGGGGCCAGGCGGCCUGGCUGCGCAGUGAGCCUCUGCCGGCCACCCAGGCUUCCUGCCUCCGCUUCUGGUACCACAUGGGCUUCCCCGAGCACUUCUACAAGGGGGAGCUGAGGGUGCUGCUGGUCAGCACCCAGGGCCAGCUGGCCGUGUGGAGCCAGGGUGGGCACCGGCGGCACCAGUGGCUAGAGGCCCAGGUCGAGGUGGCCAGUGCUGAGGAGUUCCAGGUUGUGUUUGAGGCCACUCUGAGUGGCCAGCCUGCCCUGGGGCCCAUCGCCCUGGACGACAUUGAGUACCAGGCUGAGCAGCGUUGCCAGCAGCCUGCGCCCAGCCAGGGGCACAUGGCCACACCCGUGUCCGUGCCAGCCGCGGUUGGCGGCGCCCUCCUUCUCCUCAUGCUCCUGGUGCUGCUGGGACUCGGGGGCCGGCGCUGCCUCCGGGAGAGGGGAGGCUGCCCCUUCUGGAGUGGCAGGGAGGCUGCGACACCCAGCUUCGACAACGUCCUCUUCAAUGCAGAUCACGUCACCCUCCCGGAGUCUGUCACCAGCGACCCACAGGCCACCACAUGAGACCGUGGCUCCUUACCUGAGCACCCAACCCUCCACCAGACCCUGCAGGGACUGGACACCUACUCCCUGCUGGCCAGCUGGGGUCUCAGGACACGCUGAGCCUCUGCGCCCCCUGCCCUGUCCCUUGACUCUGCUGUCCCCGAGAGGGUAGCCUGAGCCUCCAGGGCGAGGUCAGUGCAUCCAUGCGUUGCCGGCCAGCAGGACCGUGGGCCUCCAAGGACGCCCAGACCUGACACAGACCUAGAGAACUUGCCUGGGGCACCUCCUUGAUCAAGGCAGCUCAGGAAGCAGACAAGGGACACUCUCCCACAGGACAAGGCGCAGAUGGCAACCGAGAAGCCACUGCCCCACCCUGCUGGGGCUCUGCACUGAGAACGGGGACAAAACCAACCACGGUGCAGGGACACGUGGGAGGCAAAACCUGAGUGUGGCAACAUGGAGCUGGCCUGGUGGGAGGAGGAAUGUCCUGCUGCGUCCCCAAUAAAGGACCCCGUGUCCACUGUCCCCGUCCCUGGUAAGGGACCCCA
Molecule: messenger RNA, 6095 nt
Organism: Microcebus murinus (gray mouse lemur)
Lineage: Eukaryota; Metazoa; Chordata; Mammalia; Primates; Cheirogaleidae
Source: RefSeq, a predicted model, not a curated record